AAGCCAUUUUGUUCGAGGAGCCUGUAGUAACAGCUUCAGCCAAACACUCUUUCUUCGCUCUGCUCCUGGUACCAGCGACGGCGGCCGCCCGGCCAGCAGAGACCACUGCAUCUAAAAUGCACAGAACUACUCGGAUCAAAAUUACAGAGCUGAACCCUCAUCUGAUGUGUGCCCUGUGCGGGGGAUAUUUUAUAGACGCCACAACAAUCAUAGAAUGUCUACACUCAUUUUGUAAAACUUGUAUCGUUCGCUACUUGGAGACCAACAAGUAUUGUCCCAUUUGUGAUGUACAGGUGCACAAAACUAGACCCCUCCUUAGCAUUAGGGCUGACAAAACAUUACAAGAUAUAGUCUAUAAAUUAGUUCCAGGGCUUUUCAAAGAUGAAAUGAAGAGACGGAGGGACUUCUACGCAGCCCAUCCCUCGGCAGAUGUCACGAAUGGUUCGAACGAAGACCGCGGGGAAGUUACAGAAGAAGAAAAAAGAAUUAUCACAGACGAUGAAAUCAUUAGUUUGUCCUUAGAGUUUUAUGAAGGCAACAAAUCAGAAAAGAAAGAGGUCCCACAGACUGAGGAAACAGACAAGACUAACAGCGUCCGGUAUCUGCGGUGUCCAGCCGCAAUGACGGUGAUGCAUUUGGGAAAAUUUCUCCGGAAUAAAAUGGAUAUUCCCAGCAAUUUUCGAAUUGACGUUAUGUAUGAAGACGAACCUCUUAAAGAUUACUACACACUUAUGGAUAUAGCGUAUAUUUAUACAUGGAGACGGAAUGGUCCCUUGCCCCUGAAGUACAAGGUUCAACCUGCCUGCAAGAGGUUAAAACUCAGCCAUCCCAAUGAGGACUUCGCCAAUACCAGUAUGAACUCGGAGAGUGACUCUGUGAGUGACAAAGGCAGUCCAGCCGCCGUUCCUUCCACGUCCUCUUCACUGCCAAGCCCUGGUACGCCCGCACUCUCUCCCAAUCCUCAGUACCCAGUCGCUGCUGCCUCGGUCGUGAACGGGAACACAAACUGUCACCAGAUGCUUCCGUCUGUUCUCAGAGGCCGCAAAGUGACUGUUAACGGCUCGGCAGCUCCCGCCUCCUGCUGAAAUCUGGAACGGCCGAAUUAAUGUCAAACAACAAGGAAAAGGAAGUCGCCUGUAUAAUAUACACCGCGCUGCCAGGAUCGAGCUGGCCGCCGGCCCCUUUAUUAAAUGUAAUAUAUAUAUUCUGUUUAGCAAUAUGGUUAUUGUCAGAAACAUUUGUAUCCCCCCCCCCCCCCACACAGCUUUUUAAAUGUAAAUGGCCAACAUGCACCUCCAGGUUAUGGUCCCAGACGAUCUGGACGCCCAUUGCCUCGACUUGCAGAUAUCGAGUACAGUCGAUUCCUCUUAAGUGAAGCAACAUUGGCCGCGCCUACAGUUUGCCACCACACGUGUUCGCUGAAACAUCAGGCGAUGUGGGUUUCUCCUUUAAAAGAAAAUUGCCUUAAAUCAGUCUCAUCAGUUCCAGUUGUUAAAAGGAAGCAGUUCCCUUCCAACCAGUGUUGUGACGCGUGAUAUCGUUUGAAUCAAUCUCAUGCGCUUUGAUGGUAUUUGUAAACGAUUAAAAUUGACCAGUAAUAGGAGCGUUGAGUGUUGGAAAAUACAACACUCAAUAGGAAUGAUAUAGGGAGACUUUUUUUCUCUCGCUCAUGUGUCGAUAAAACAUCAGGAAAACGCGCCCUGAAAUACUUGUAUGCCUGUGAAGUCGCUGUGAGGUUUUCAACGUUGGUGGAACGCGAAGUUGCUCAGAGACGUUUGUCUCCUAAUUCCAUUUUUGCAUUUCUGGAGAAAACUUAAAUCAGUUUAUUUUUUCCAGUCGGUUGGACAUGUCCGUUCUCUUCAAUGUUUUUGUGUUAAUGUUGUCUGUGAGUUUGUGUGUUGUGGGCCUGAGGAGAGAGCGUCCUUUGAGCCAUAGUUGGACUGUAGUUGCGCCAUAGUCGAGCUGUUGUUGAGUUGCCGUACAUUUCUGAUUCCAGUUAUCAGAAAAAGGGCGGAAUCUCGGAGAAAUCCACCUUCAGCCCUGAACAGAGAAACUCUUUCAGAACACCUUGUCAUAUUCUUUCACCAGCCACGAAAAUAGGAGUUGUUUUUUGGAGGGGGAAGGGAAAUUCUCUUCCCAUAGGAGCUUUUCCAAGCAAACUCUCCACUGCCUUUGGAAGUCCCAUUCACGUGGACAUUUUUCAUUCUUCCUACUUUCCUACGAGGUUCCUGCAAUCUCUUCAGAAGCUUAGGUUAUAAGCACAAGGAGUAGAUUCAGGUACAGAUAAGCUACAAAUAUUACUCGCUAUACUUUGAAUGAAAUAUGUACAGAAUUCUGAAUAACCUGGUUAGACACUAUUGGUAGAAGCGGAUGAGAUUAGAAUCAUACUUGCAAAUACCGCGGUUAUAGAUAGAGAGACUUUUGUUCGGUAAUUCAACAAGAAUGGUCUCUUUCUGCUUUGCAUUCGAAUACUUUUGUUUAAGGUGACAGCCACAAUCAAAUAUUUAUUGCAAAAAUAAUUGGACUAAUUCUAAACAAACUGGUGUUGUCUGCUCAACACAAGUGGUGACUUUAAAAACAACCUCAAUUAACUGGAGUCGACUGUACAAUUUAGCAUUUCAAUGCUUACAUUUUCUUAGUUUGAUGUGUGUGUGUGUGUGUGUGUGUGUGUGUGUGUGUGUGAGAGAGAGAGAGAGAGAGAGAGAAGCAAUUGUGAGUAUGUGCGAAUGAACAUGAGAUGAAAAUUCUUUCCCUCUAACGAUUUGCUACCGACAGAAUAGCACAAACGAAAUGAGUUCAGAUGGAAUAUUGUUUCAUAAAUUUUAUUUUAUGUUUUGAUAAACCUAUUAAAUCAUUCUAGAAUUGUAUUUACUUUAAUUAUAAACAUCUUCCCAUGUUUCAGAAUAACUUUUCGAUUGUAGAAUGGGGAAUGAUGUGACAGCCAUCCCU
Molecule: messenger RNA, 2949 nt
Organism: Pristis pectinata (smalltooth sawfish)
Lineage: Eukaryota; Metazoa; Chordata; Chondrichthyes; Rhinopristiformes; Pristidae
Product: polycomb complex protein BMI-1-like
Exons: 10
Coding region: 117-1085 (322 amino acids)
Biological process (GO): negative regulation of transcription by RNA polymerase II
Cellular component (GO): PRC1 complex
Molecular function (GO): promoter-specific chromatin binding
Source: RefSeq, a predicted model, not a curated record